CUACUGUUGUUUGUUGUUGUCAUGGACACCUGCAGCCCUUGACGAGCGCCUAGGUUCCGCGCAAGCGCAGACUCCGCACAGCGGAGGAUUGUGGGAUAGAAAGCUAUCGCCAGGGCAACAGCUGAGUUUAGCGAGCGGAAAUCUGCUGCUAGCAGAACAGCAACCUCGAUUAAUUAUUAAAGAAACAUCUUUUACACCAAAUACAGUUUUAGUUUGUUGCCAUGAACGAAUCUGUAGCCAAAAAGACCCAGGAGACUCUGGGAAAAGUGAUCAAAAAGCCUCCUCUGACAGAAAAGCUGCUCAGCAAACCGCCGUUUCGAUACCUGCACGACAUCUUCAGUGAGGUAAUACGUACCACAGGCUUUAUGAAAGGACUUUAUGUAGAAGCAGAGAUGAAGUCAGAUAAUGUGAAGGACAAAGACUCAAAAAUAGCGUUCCUUCAGAAGGCCAUCGAUGUGGUGAUGCUGGUUAGUGGAGAGCCCUUGGCUGCUAAACCCGCUCGAAUCGUAGCCGGACACGAACCAGAGAAGACCAACGAGCUGCUGCAGGUCAUUGCUAAGUGCUGUCUCAACAAGCUCUCCAGUGACGAGGCUGUUAGACGGGUGUUAGCAGGAGACAAGGUGGAUCAGAAGGGGAAGCCCAGCACCUCCAGGUCCCAGGACAAGGAGAACAGAGAGGGCAGGGAGCGCCACCGAGACCGUGAGGAGAGGAAGGGCAUCAAGGAGAGCAGCGGAAGCCGAGAGCAGAAAGAUCCAGAUCAACCGAAAGAUCAAGAGAGCAAGAGGGACGACAAGGACCGCCGGCGAGAUUCUGAGAGGCCAGACAAGGGACGCGAAAGAGACCGGACAAAAGACAGAGACAGAGACAAGGACAAGGACAAGAGCCGGGAUCGGGAGAAAGACAAGACCAGAGAGAAGGAACGGGAGAAGGAGAAGGAAAAGGAAAAGGACCGCAUCAGGGACAAGGAGAGAGAACGAGAUAAAGAGAGGGAUAAGAAAAGGGAACGGGAGUCUCACAAAGACAGAGAACGAGACAAGGAGAGAGAUCGCGAGCGCGAGAAAAGACGGGAGAGAGAAAAAGAAAAAGAACGACACAGAGAGACUGACGAGAAGCUGAAGGACAGAGGCGAUAGAAAGAUCAAAGCAGCAGAGGAGAUCAGCAAGCCAAAGCCUCACCCAAUAGUUGCGAGUAUAACACAUGAAGCUGAAGCAGACGAGGUUGAGAGUCCUUCCCGGAUCCCAAGGCCCUCAUCGGCUAAAGGACAGCGUCGGUGGCCCAAAACAGGAGGUCAAGAUGAGACUGACAGUGAAGGAGAAGGGGAAGCCCCUUUAGCAGAGAAACCAGUCCCCAUUGAGAAUGGAGACAUAACGGAUUCUGUGCCACCUCAAACAACACACAGACGGUUACCGCGGCCUAGCAGCGCACGACCGGCAGCCCCCCGCAUCAAACGACAGGAGAGCUACACUGAUCAUGUGACCCCAGCAGAGAGGCUGGGCAGUGGCAAGACCCCUGCGACUGUCAUUUUGGAUGGCAAGAAGCUCUCUGAAGAUGAGGAUGAUGAAGAUGGGCAGUUUGUGGUGGAGGAGGCAGCUGCGCCUCCUCCUGACAUACCUGAAAUUGAGCGCAAUUCACUUCAACUGCAAGGGGACGACAAACACGGUGGACUUGUGAAAAAAAUCCUCGAGACAAAGAAAGACUAUGAAUCAUCUCCAUCCACAAAGUCAAAAGAACAGGAUCGGUCAUUGGUGUCGGAGUCGUCUCGUAAGAAGGAACGUGAAUUGGUGGCGAAGGAGAUCGAGAGACUGCGUUCGUCCAUACAGACGGUGUGUCGCAGUGCUCUGCCACUGGGCAAGAUCAUGGACUACAUUCAGGAGGAUAUGGACUCCAUGCAGAACGAACUGCAGACCUGGCGCAAAGAGAACAAGGAGAACGCACAGGCUCUGCUACAGGAACAAAGAAUCACAGACAGCGUUGUGGAACCUUUGAAGACUGAGCUAAAUGAACUGGAGCAGUUAAUCAAAGACCAGCAGGACAAGAUCUGCGCAGUCAAGUCCAACAUCCUGAAGAACGAGGAGAAGAUCCAGAAGAUGGUAUCCAGCAUUAGCGUCUCCUCACAAACGUGAAUAUCAGCACAUCCCAAAAGAAACCUGAAGCACUGAGGAGCAGGGAGAGCUCCUGUUGUCUUUGAGCCGCACUGGAAAGAGUUCAGAAGGUGCAGGUGCAGUCAGGAGUCACUCUCCUCAAACCCCCUGUAAGGUGCCUUCUGUUAGACCCAGGAUCUGUUUGCGCUGGUCCAUUGGGAUUCUCAAACACACUCACACGUCUGCAGUAGAUUUGCACUCGUCACUUGCUUGAAAGAUAAAUGUGUGUGUGGUCACCAUACUGAUGUGUCCUGUAUUUUUUAAAUAGGACUUUAAUUGCUUUCCAUGUUAGAAAACAGACUGACUGGUUUAUUUUAUUUUAUUUUUAUUUAGCUUUUUUCCAUUCAGACUGACAGGUGUUUUUGUCUCACAGGAGAACAUUGGCAAUAUAUCACAGUGUUUCCCAUACAUUGAUUUAUUUGUGGCAGCCCGCCACAAUAUCAAAACUGACCGCCACAAAUAGAUUUUUUCAGAAUGUUUUGACUUGUUGAAUAAACAUGAGCACUGCACAUUUCAAAAUCGAACCCCGGUGCAGGUGUUUUUAUAUCACUGUAUUUCUGCAGGAAACCGACUGUCUUCAGAAAAUUUUGGUUGACAUUUUCAUUUCAUCUUGCAUGUAAUGCCUGAUAAAGCAGCGUUUGUGAGCGGAGCGCUGCUUUGUGUACAGCGUUACCAGGAAACCGCUAUUUCUCCGCGCUCUAAAAGCACCUCUCGCUGGCAGAGAAUGAAUUUGCAUAUAUGCCGCCACAAAUAGAGUCCAAGUCUGUGGGAAACACUGUAUCAUAUAUGUAUAGAUAAUUAUUUAUAUAUGUAUAAGUGUGCAUAGAAACUAUGGAAGCUUGUUUCUGCCAUUUUUUUUAUUUAUUUCUGGGAUUAAAUCAUAAAAUAGGUAAUUACAACUUUUUAUCUCACAGUUUGAAAUUCUGAGAAGGAAAGGUAGAAUGUGAGAUAACUUGCAAUCGCAAGAAAAAGUCAGAAUUGUGAGAAAGUUAAGGUUUUUUUUUUUAUUUGGCUCAAAAAAAAAAAAAACAGUCGCAAGAUUUAGAAUUCAGAUUUAAAAAAAAAAGAGACUCGGAAAAGUGAGAAAGUAAGUCAGAAUUCUGAGUUUAUAUCUCGCAACUCUCAAAAUUGUGAGAUAAAAAGUCACUUUUUAAAUUUAUUUAUGCUGUGGCUGAAACAAGCUUUCAGUGAAAUAUGACAUAUAUAUGUAUAGAUAUAUUUUAAUGUAACUUUCUAAAGCUGCUAGUAAGCAAUAGAAUUUUACAGAUGAGCAUUAUAAUUGCCAAAAAUUGGAGACACACUACACGUGCACCUCUGCACUUUGAUGAAUGAAAAUAUAAUACAGCACAUCAUUUACCUGUACACAUCCAAAACCUCUCAGUUAGCUUAAUAUAUGUUCAAAGAAACGAGAUGAGAUUGCAUAAAUGUCUUUUAAGUCAAUUUAUCAUAUAAAUCAAGAAAUGUACCUUGAUCAACUGUGUGUGUGUUUCAAAUUCAUAUCAAUAAUGAGAAACUUUUUUGGAAGUCUGUUGAGAGCGUUUUCUACUGCAAACUGAGAUCCAUGAAGCAAUUAUUACAUUGAAAAUGUCUAUUUUGAUAAGGUUAUGACAGGAAAAACUGUGUUAGAUGAAGCAAUAGUUGAAUCCGCUGGUCAAGCACAACGUUUAGAAAAUCUUCAGCAUGUAUAUAUCCAGUCACACUUUAUGGAUACUGUGGUACUGUACCAGUGUCUAGAUUAAUUUUACAUCUAAACCACACAGCGUGAAUGUCAGUAGAAUCAGACUUCAAUAGACAGAUUAUAUACUACAUCAGUAUUAUCAGCUGUGCAUCAUGACACAAAAUACACUUUGCUAUUGAAGUAAAAUCAACAUGUCGAUAAAAUAUAUUUGCGUUUCCAUUUACUUUGUAAAAGAGCCGACCAUUUACACUGUAUACGAUUUUUACCAUUUGCUGUACAUUUUGUGUAUAUGUUGUUUGUAUCAUAGUCCACAAAUGAAUAUUAAUUUUGUAGUGAA
Onychostoma macrolepis is the source of this 4156-nucleotide messenger RNA. It is a transcript of the gene ift54, whose product is annotated as TNF receptor-associated factor 3 interacting protein 1. Gene Ontology annotation, biological process: intraciliary transport; regulation of microtubule cytoskeleton organization; cilium assembly. Gene Ontology annotation, molecular function: microtubule binding. Gene Ontology annotation, cellular component: centrosome; ciliary basal body; axoneme. The transcript has 15 exons. NCBI's taxonomy places the organism in Eukaryota, Metazoa, Chordata, Actinopteri, Cypriniformes, Cyprinidae. Bases 222 to 2123 code for a protein of 633 amino acids. The record is from RefSeq and is a predicted model, not a curated record.